UACAUAUGUACAUAUGUGAAAAUUGCUUUGUUGUUUAAAUACAAACAUUAAUUAAGAAGCAGCAAAAUGACUCUGGAUGCAAACAAGAAGGAUGAAAAACUGCUCACAACAAUUCAACAGGAAUACAAAAUCCUCGCUGAAUACAAAAUGGUCAAAUCAGAAAAGUUAAGUGGUGUUUAUGUUAUACCCAGCUAUGCCAAUUCGCUACAAUGGUUCGGUGUUUUCUUCGGGAGAGGUUUUUAUGCAGACAGUGUAUUUCGGUUUUCCAUCCUUUUGCCUGAUCGUUUUCCCGAUGACAAAAGCGUCCUAUCAAUAAUUUUCCAACACAAUGUCGUUCACCCUCACGUAUGCCCCUUCACGCACAGUCUGGACAUCAGUUGCGCCUUCCCGGAAUGGCGUACGGGCGAAGAUCAUAUAUGGCAAGUCCUGAAAUAUAUGCAGACUAUAUUCGCCGAUCCCGUUGAAAGUAUUCGCAAUGUUACUGUGGAACUUAAUAAUGCCGAGGCAGCUGAGAUCCUAACCCAUAAUAGAGGCGAAUAUGCGGCUUGUGUAAAGCAAUGUAUCGAGGAAAACAAGGCUCAUAUCUAUGAUAUGCCACCCACACAAGACCCGCAUUAUAUUGUCUUUGAAAAGUUUCUACCAGAAGUACACGGUGCUGUGCUAGAGCGCAUACGAACAAGCAAUGCAGACGAUAUUGUGACGUCGGCCGAACCACAAACAACCGGUGGCAUAGCGACUGGAUUGUCAUGGGUAAAGGAGGGGGAGUUCAAGCCCUUGAGUAUUGAAUAGUUUCAUUAAAAAUGCUUUACAAAAAUGAA
Molecule: messenger RNA, 818 nt
Organism: Scaptodrosophila lebanonensis
Lineage: Eukaryota; Metazoa; Arthropoda; Insecta; Diptera; Drosophilidae
Gene: peo
Product: protein crossbronx
Exons: 4
Coding region: 67-789 (240 amino acids)
Source: RefSeq, a predicted model, not a curated record